This is a messenger RNA of Olea europaea var. sylvestris, 861 nucleotides long. RefSeq lists its product as uncharacterized. Lineage: Eukaryota; Viridiplantae; Streptophyta; Magnoliopsida; Lamiales; Oleaceae. The coding region runs from base 1 to 861 and encodes 286 amino acids. The transcript has 5 exons. Gene Ontology annotation, molecular function: nucleic acid binding. The record is from RefSeq and is a predicted model, not a curated record.
AUGGGGCUGAAUGAGAGUUACUCUCAGACUCGAGGUCAAAUACUAUUGAUUGAUCCAUUACCAGCAAUUAACAAAGUUUUCUCUCUAGUUGCACAAGAGGAAAAGCAAAGAGAAAUAACUGCUAGAAUCACACAUAAUCUAGAUUCCGUAGCUAUGGUUGCUAAAAAUUUCAAUAGGAAUCAAUAUACUAACGAGGGAAUAAACAACUACACUGGACCGAACAAUAAAAAGGAGUGUCGUCAGUGCAGCCACCAUGGUCUUCUUGGCCACAAAAUUGACAAAUGCUACAAAGUACACGGAUAUCCACCAAGAUAUAAGUUCAAGAACAAGAAUCCUGUGGUCCAUGGAGUUACAAAUCAAAAUGCAAGCAUCUCUGGUUCCCAGAAGCAUGCCUUAGCAAAUCUGGCAGACACCGGUGCUACAGAUCACAUGGUGUGUUCAGUCCAUUCACUCACUGAAAUCACAGCUUCAGCAUCUCGGUUUGUUAAGCUUCCAAAUGGUACUUUAACAGAGGUUAGGGCAUCCAUCUUUGCAGCGCCUACAAUGUUGCAAUCUACCAUUUUAGAUUUGAAUGUAAAUACUAUACAUCAGUGUGAUGUUUGCCCUACUGCUAAAUUACACAGAUUACCCUAUGUUUCCAGUGAAAUAAAUAGUUCAACCCCAUUUGAUCUAAUACAUGCUGAUCUAUGGGGUCCUUUAUCUACUACUGCUAUUGAUGGUUCAAAAUACUUUCUAACUCUUGUCGAUGACUUUACUCGAUGCACCAGUGUACAGCAAGCUCUUGUUCCCUGGCCUACUGAGGCAUAUUCAACGAUUUACCUCCCUCACGAUACUCCAGGGGUGGGGCGGUGGGGGCCUUAA